This is a messenger RNA of Neocloeon triangulifer, 956 nucleotides long. RefSeq lists its product as uncharacterized. Bases 50 to 526 code for a protein of 158 amino acids. Lineage: Eukaryota; Metazoa; Arthropoda; Insecta; Ephemeroptera; Baetidae. The record is from RefSeq and is a predicted model, not a curated record. The transcript has 4 exons.
UAUAAGGGACGACCCGCACGGCUUGGGGUGACUCUGGUCCUGCAGAAUCAUGGGGCACCACCAGCCAACCUCUUCCGCCAGCCUUCUCGUCUCCGUGGUCGCCAUCGUCACCAUCUCCUGCCUUCUCCCCAACACAGCCGCAGGUACCCCAAAACGAAUUUCUCCAGGCCUAGCACCAAAAUUUUUUAGGGGAUCCUGCUUGCAGUACGGCCACUCAUGCUGGGGAGCUCACGGCAAAAGAAGCAAUUUCCCGCCGAUGGCGCCGCCCUCGGCAGACUUUGCGCAGCCCGAGAUGUCUUUGGCGGCGCCAGCAGACGAGCCCCCUGCGAGUUGGGAGCCGCCAGAAGAGUCCUCGGCGCAGGACGAUUUGGCGCUAAAAGAACCGUGGCAACGACUUCGAAGUCCUUCUCACCUUCGAUUGGGACCGCGGGGGGUGCGCCGAGCCGACGAUGAUGUGGACUACGAAGUGCCACCCCCUCGCUGGAUUUAUAAAAUAAUGAGGCAGUCUGCAAGCAAAUCGGACUAGAUGAUGCGUCUUUGCUGAAGUUAUGAAACUCUUCCAAUAUGUAAUAUAAUAAACACACAGAAAAAAAACUUAUUUACUUUUGCUCUCCUGAACACCACCUCUUCACAGGCUGGCAUAGAUAGGGUGAAAAGGCGCUGUGCAGGAGAGCAGCCGCAGUAAAUAUUUUAACUAAAAUAUAUAAAUAAAUUUUGUUUUUCUAAAGACCCAUGAUUUUUAAACCCACCUCAAGUCAGCAGCGGCUGGGCUGCUGAUUACUUUAUUAGCUUCUUGUUCUGCAACCAAAACUCUUGCAGUGUGACCCAAUUGUCACCAUGCUAUUCAUGAUUUAAAUGUGUUACUUUAAUAACAAUAAAUAAUGAUGUAGUGCUUGGAAUAAAUUGAUUUGUUGACAGUUUGUCUCUGUGUUUAGCUAAUAAAGCAUUCAAAUAGA